GAAAUUAUGUGAUUCUUUUAAUAAAAUGAAACGGACCUCUCUGAUUUUUACACUUUGGUGUCCUUUGGUUUAAGAGCAAGCACUAAAUUAGGACCAUUCAAAUUUUGACACCCCUUAUCCCCAUCUCCCCAACUUUGCUUCCCUGGUAAAUUUAGCUCAGGGCCAAACUCUCUGAAGUCGUUUGCUGGUUAAUUCUAUAUAUAAAGAUCGUGUUAUUAUGUAUAAUCACACCAAAUAUUUCAUCCCCCUACCAUAUACUUUUACCACCAUGAUUAAUGUUUUUCUUCGAUUCAUCGGUCCCUUGAUUUUGGUACUAGAAACCUCAGCAAUAUUUGCAUAUUCAUUCUCAAACAAUGUUACUGAUCACCAAUCUUUGCUUUCUUUUAAAACUGCAGCUGAUCCAGUGGGUGUGCUGAAAUCAUGGAAUGACUCCAUCCACUUCUGCCACUGGGAAGGCAUUGCAUGCAGCCGGAGACGACAGAGGGUAACGGCAUUAGUCCUUCCCAAUUAUCAACUGGGGGGUACAUUGUCUCCUCAUAUCGGUAACUUCUCCUUUCUCAGAGUUCUUAACCUCUCUCACAACGACUUUCAUGGCACAAUUCCAAAUGAAAUUGGUAAACUUUUUCGCCUACAAAAUCUUUUUAUUACAGACAAUUCUUUUCAAGGUGAAUUUCCUGCGAAUAUGAGUCAUUGUGUAGAUUUGGAAUCCAUAAGUGCGACAAAGAACCAUCUAAAAGGAAAUUUACCUGCAGUGCUAGCAUCUUGGUCUAAGCUUAAGCUUAAUCGCCUUUUUCUUCCAGAUAAUCAGUUUACUGGCUCAAUUCCACCUUCAAUAGAGAAUAUAUCAUCUCUCCGUUAUCUUGACCUACGCAAAAACAAUUUAGAGGGGUUCAUACCUUUGGAAGUUGCUCAUCUUGCAAACUUGGAGGAUCUUUUAUUGGGAUCAAACAAUUUAUCGGGUAUGGUUCCCCUACCAAUCUAUAACAUUUCAUCCCUCCGCAGGUUUGAUCUAGAUGAUAAUAAUUUUGGAGGAAAGCUUCCCGCAGACCUGGGCUCCACCCUUCCCAACCUCCAAGAAUUCUACAUUGGACUUAAUAGAUUUUGGGGAUCGUUUCCACUGUCAAUAACUAAUGCGUCAAAUCUUUUUAUCUUUGACAUGUCAUAUAACCAUAUAACUGGCCCUUUACCAAUGAAUUUCGGAAGCCUGUCUCAUCUUAAAAUAAUAAAUCUUGGCGGCAAUCCACUUGGAGAUAAUCAACCACUGAGUUUCAUCAACUCUUUGGUCAAUUGUACCAAUCUUUAUGCAUUGAUGUUAUUCCAAAAUGGUUUAAGAGGUGAAAUCCCAAGUUCCAUUGUAAAUCUCUCCAGAAGUACAGAGAUACUGGUUUUAGAAGAAAACCACAUGUACGGAAUGAUACCCUCUGGAAUCGGAAACCUUGUGAACAUGAUAACACUUUCAUUGGAAUACAACUCCUUAUCAGGGACCAUUCCAGAAUCAAUUGGAGAGUUGUCCAAGUUAGGCAGACUAUUUUUGGGUGAAAAUAAUAUUUCAGGAGUGAUUCCGAUUUCCUUUUCCAACGUCAGUCAAUUGAGUAUUCUCCAUUUAGAGAAUAAUUUGUUUCGAGGAAGCAUACCUACUGAAUUGUUUAAUAUUUCAACUUUAGAGCAACUGUACCUUGCUAAGAAUGACCUUGAAGGUGUAAUACCUGAGCAAAUUGUUGGAAUUUCUUCCCGGUGUAAUCACCUUGACUUGAACGACAAUCUGUUCACAGGACCACUACCGUCCAGCAUAGGAACCAUGAAACAGUUGGUUUAUCUAGAUGUGUCCAACAACAGAUUGAUUAGGGAUAUACCAGCUACUUUGGGUGAUUGUGUGAUGCUGGAAGAGCUAUAUAUGGGAGGAAACCUUUUUGAAGGUGGGAUUCCAUAUUCUUUCAAACCUUUAAGAAGCCUUGCUCUUCUGGACCUUUCAAACAAUAGUAUCUCUGGACGUAUUCCAGACUUUUUUGAAGGGUUUCAUUUAAUUCAAUUCGUCAAUUUAUCACACAACAAGCUUGAAGGUGAAGUGCCAAAAGAAGGUGUGUUUUCAAAUGUCAGUGCCUUUUCGGUCAUUGGAAAUUCACGGCUUUGUGGAGGUAUUCGGGCAUUACAAUUGCCUGCUUGUCCUGAAAUAGUAUCAAAGAGCAAGAAAAGGAGAUAUCCCCUGAGGACAUUAUUCCUUAUAGUUCUUCUCCCUGUUGUUGUCUUGUUAACAUGUCUUGCCUUCAUUCGAUAUCGACAACGAAGAUCCAAACAAAUGAAUGUUCAUGUCCCGGUAUUACAAGAAAGCCUAUACCUCAGGCUUUCAUACCAAGAUCUUCUGCAAGCCACAAAUAAUUUCUCCCCAAAUAAUUUGCUUGGUGUAGGAAGAUAUGGUUCGGUUUACAAAGGAGUUUUUGAAUCUUUAGAACAUACUGUUGCUGUGAAGGUACUGAACAUUGAAGUACGUGGCGCCACAAAGAGUUUUUUGGCAGAGUGUGAAACACUGAGAAACAUUCGUCACCGAAAUCUCAUCAAGAUCAUCACAGCAUGCUCCAGCACUGAUUUUAAUGGCAAUGACUUCAAGGCACUGGUCUUUGAGUUCAUGACAAAUGGGAAUUUAGACAACUGGUUACACCUAAGUCCUUCUGGCCAAGGAAAUGGUAGAAACUUGACCCUACUCCAGAGACUAAAUAUAUCCAUCGAUGUUGCACAGGGGUUGGAUUACUUGCAUCACCACAGCCACUCAAGUAUCAUUCAUUGCGACAUAAAGCCAAGUAAUAUUCUUCUUGAUGAGGAAUUUGUUGCUCGUGUUGGUGAUUUUGGUUUGGCGAGAUUCUCUUUUCCUGCAAGAGAUGAUGUUAAAGAACUAAUGAGUUCCAAUAGUUCCAAUAGUGUCUGUGGAACAGUUGGAUAUGUCCCGCCAGAAUAUGGAGCAGGUGGGAAGUUAUCCAUAAAGGGAGAUGUGUAUAGCUAUGGAAUCCUUUUGCUGGAAAUAUUCACCGGAAAACGCCCUACAUGUAGUAGCAUAAUAAUGGACAACUGUGAUAAUCUUCACAACUACGUGAAGAAGGCACAUCCGCAAAGGGUUAUAGACAUUGUUGAUCCAAAAAUCGUACUAGAUCAAGAAGACCGUGGUUUAACUGCAAGUCAAUCAUACAACAGGGUAACCGCAGAGGAAGUAUGCUUGACUUCAAUAUUUGAAGUGGGGAUAUUAUGUUCAAAAGAAAUACCCCGAGAACGCAUUGACAUGAGUACUGCUAUUAAACGGUUAAAUGUGGCAAGAGAAAAUUAUCUGCAGCAUAUCACUUGCGUAAAAUACCCGUAUAAAUAAAUUGUUCCAGGCUUUAUAUCCCUGUAUAUUUAUAUGUGUAUAUUUCAGUCACAUUGUUCCAGCCCCGAAUGUUCUCUAAAAAUGAUAUAAUGAAUUUUUUUGAGCCCCGGGUAAGUUUCAAAAAUCUUUGUAUUAACUGAUAUUUUUCCUUCAAUCAAAUGUUGUUAAAUAUUUGAGCCCCCAAUAUUUUUUGAGCCCCGG
Molecule: messenger RNA, 3553 nt
Organism: Daucus carota subsp. sativus
Lineage: Eukaryota; Viridiplantae; Streptophyta; Magnoliopsida; Apiales; Apiaceae
Product: probable LRR receptor-like serine/threonine-protein kinase At3g47570
Exons: 2
Coding region: 218-3352 (1044 amino acids)
Biological process (GO): protein phosphorylation
Molecular function (GO): ATP binding; protein kinase activity; protein binding
Source: RefSeq, a predicted model, not a curated record